This is a messenger RNA of Rotaria sp. Silwood1, 2556 nucleotides long. Lineage: Eukaryota; Metazoa; Rotifera; Eurotatoria; Philodinida; Philodinidae. The record is from the annotation of a GenBank genome assembly.
AUGGAAGCAGAAAUUCGCAGUACAAGCUCGAGUACAUCAUACCAACCAGUUUGGGAAAAUUGUCCACAUGCAACAAACUACAAUUCUAUUCGCCUUGUGGAUUAUUUAUAUGGUAGUGGAGAUGUGAAUUUGAAAGAUAGCACAGAACUCAAGUGUUUUCCUUUGACUCGAUGGCUUUCAAGUGAAUAUGAAUUGAAACAUAUCUGGAUUGGUUUGUUUAAAUUCGCCGAACAAUUGAGAACAAUCGAAGCUGAUAAUCAAAAAGAUGAAAUUGAACGAUUUGAAAUGUUACUCGAUUUUCUACAUUAUAUAUCCAGUAAAUGUUCUAGUAAACCAUUUUAUUUACAAAUGCUUAAAUCCAUAUUGAAAGCACCAACCGAAACACUAAGAUCCGUCUUAUAUCCUUCAUUCACUCGAUAUAAACAUAUUCAGGAAACUACAUUUCAAUCUGAUCGUAUCAAUCUAGGAAAUCUCGGUCGUUAUAAACGAAGCUUAGUAGUACGCAUUCUACCAACAAUUUUAAUAUCUGUAUUUCAACAAAUGUGGUUAAAUGAUACUGAAUCGAAUGUUUCAUCAUUAGGAAACGUAAUGAAUAGUUUAAAUCCAUCAUCAUUGUUCUUGACAUUGGAACAACGCAUAUUACUCGGUGGAAUCAUGGUUAAUUGGAUUGUAGAACAACAAAUUGAAAGAGCUUUACAUUUUGCUAAUCAGAGCAAAUGGGAAGAUUUUGAAAAAGAAAUAUCGAAUAUACCUCAUGCCAAUUGGACACCAUCAAUGCAUGUUCCAUGGUUAAUACUGGAACUUGAAAUGAAUAUUACGAUUCGAGAAAUGCAAAUCGAAGUAACACGUCAUAUGAUACAACCAAUGAUGAACAAAAACAAUCCUUCAAUAUCCAAUAUUGUUAUGCAAAUGAAUAUGGGUGAAGGCAAAACUUCGGUUAUUUUACCAAUGUUAGCACUUAGCUUAUGUUCUUCGUCUUCGAGUUUAGUUCGUAUCAUUGUAUUAAAAUCAUUAUUUCCAAUGAAUUACCAAUCACUACGUUAUAAAUUAGGUGGCUUACUAAAUCGACGUAUACUGCCAUUUGCUUGUCGUCGUGAUAUGAAUUUUAGUGAUAUACAAUUGAAUAAAAUUUUCAAUCGUCUUCAACAAGGAUUAAGUGAUUGUGAUGUCGUAUUAACUUCACCUGAGGAUAUUCUAUCAUUUGAUUUGCUUACAAUAGAUAAAUGUCGACGAAAGGAAUUUGAUGCUGGUCGUUCAAUGUUGUCCAUUCAACGUUGGAUGAAAUCAUUUGCUCGAGAUGUCUUAGAUGAAUCCGAUGAAAUCUUACAUGUUAAAUAUCAAUUGAUUUAUUCGAUUGGUCGUCAACAACAAAUCGAUGGAGGUUUGGAACGUUGGAAAACCAUUCAAUUGGUAUUAAGCUUAGUCAAACAACACACAACAAACAUCGCACAACAAUACCACGAUGACAUUUUUUAUAAAGCAUCAGAAAGUCGAAGUAGUUUUCCAGAAUUUCGUUUACUUAAUCAUCGACCAUUUCCAGAAUUAUGUCAAAGAAUUGCAAAUGCUUGGCUUAAUGAAAAAAAUUAUCGUCGAAUAGAUCAACAACAUAUAUUAUCAUUCAUUCUAGAUGCAAACUCAUCCGUCGAUUGUCUAAUAGAUCGAUUUCCCUAUAGCACAAUUCAAUUAUUUCUUAUUAUGCGUGGUCUUCUAUCAUCGGAAGUGCUAUUCGUUGCUUUAAAAAAGCGCUAUCGUGUUAAUUUCGGUGUGAAUCAAAAUCCGAAAUUCAAUCGUUUGAUAGCCGUACCGUUUCGUGCCAAAGAUGUUGCAGCUGAAAAUAUAGAAUUCAGACAUCCAGAUGUGGCUAUUGUCUUAACACAACUUUCCUAUUACUGUAAUGGUUUGAGUGAUUCACAAAUGCUUCAAUGUUUUGAUCGUUUGAGUCAAGAUGAAAGCGAUCCGAAAAUGAUCUAUGAAGAAUGGCUUUCACUAGAAGACGACAAUGAUAGAAUUUCAAGUAUAAAACAAUGGAAAACAGUCAAUCUAAAAGAUUAUCAACAACGAACUCAACAACUCUUUCCAACUCUACGAUAUAAUAUGUUAGUUAUUAAUUAUUUUCUCAAUCAUUUUAUCUUUCCUCAAGAAGCAAAACAAUUUCCACAUAAAUUAGUUUCUUCUGCCUGGGAUUUAUCGUCAUCUUCACGAACAAAAAUAAUUACUGGAUUCAGUGGUACAAAUGAUACUCAAUUAUUAUUGCCUGUUCAUAUUCGUCAAUGUGAUUUACCAGAACUUCAGAAAACUGAUGCCAUUGUUCUUAAUAAUUUACUUCAAUCGAACAAAGACCAUUAUCAAUACCUGCCUAUUAGUACGAGUUCGGAUGACAUCUUGAGUCAUAUUGUCAAAGACAAAUCAAUUAUACAAGUCAUUCUAGGUGUUGGUGCAUUGUUUAUUGACAAAACAAAUCGUCAAAUAGCUGUUAAAUGGUUGGACCUAUCAGAUAAAACCAAAAUUGAUUAUGCUGUUUAUUUUGAAUCAGAUUCAAUUUUUGUUUGUGAUUGA